Messenger RNA from Cicer arietinum (chickpea), 1182 nucleotides. Lineage: Eukaryota; Viridiplantae; Streptophyta; Magnoliopsida; Fabales; Fabaceae. The record is from RefSeq and is a predicted model, not a curated record.
AUGUCAAAAGCCAAAUACAUUGUUGAAGGAGGAUCUUCAAACAAACCACCAUUCUUUAAUGGAUCUGAUUAUUAUUUCUGGAAAAAUAAGAUGCAUUUGUUUCUAAAAUCUCAAGAUACAUGGAUGUGGCGCAUUAUUACAGAUGGAGAUUUCAUACCAAGAGUUGAUCAAGAUGACUCAACCUCUGCUGCGAAGAAAGAAGCAGACUGUACAACUGAUGAUAAAACUAAGUGUUCUCAACUUCUCAUCUUUUUCCUAAAAUCUCUCUCAAAAACUCUUUCCAAACCACAACAAUGGGCACGCACAAAGCAAUCAACAAGAAAGAAUGCAUAUCCAUGCUCGCCAUCCUCAUCAUCUCCAUCAUCUGACUCAAUCCAACGCUCACCAUCUCCACCACCACGACCAACUCCACCACAUAUUUUCUUUGAUACCACGUUUUCUGACUACCUCUCAUCUUCUCCAGAAAACAACCCUAACCCUAUCAAUACCAAUCUUUUGUCCAUUGUUCUUCCACCUCUCUACACAUGUCCCCCUCCUAAUCUCGCUCAAGUUCCCCCUCAUCUGCUAAAACCUACGAUACCAACAAGACAUUCUAUGAGAGUAAAAUCUGGCAUUGGAACCUCAACGACCUCCAACGUAAAACCAUUCUACUUCAUCAUCUCUGAUUCUAAGACUGGUGACUCAUCUGAUACUCCCCUUCACACAACCGCUACAGAGAAAGCAAAAACCCAACCCAUCACUCCAUCGAAAUAUUUUUUCUCCUCCGAACCUUCUCAAUCAACUCCUCCAAAUCAGAAAAGGAGAUUGAUCAAUGAAAUCUUCUCCUCUCUACCUAAACCAUAUCAACCUUCCUCUCAAUCCAAAAAGCCAACGCCAAACUCUAUGAAAACUAAAACCACCAUGACCAUUGCCCAAUUCCUAUCUAGAAACAAACUCAGAAAUCCCCAAACAAAUAAUGCACCCAAACAAAACUUGAAACUCACUAAACCUGCCUCUCUAGAACAUUCUCCGUUUCCCCAAUGUUCUCCAGCCCUAACUCCAGAACGUUCUCCAAAUCAAGAACGUCCUCUAGUUCGUAUUCCCUCUUCUUCUCCACAACAAGAACUUUCUCCACAUCAAGAACGUUCUCAUGCUCGACCAUCCUCUACUUCACAUCCGCAAGAACAUUCUCCAAUCCCGUAA